This is a messenger RNA of Aspergillus saccharolyticus JOP 1030-1, 1527 nucleotides long. Its product is annotated as DUF2011 domain-containing protein. NCBI's taxonomy places the organism in Eukaryota, Fungi, Ascomycota, Eurotiomycetes, Eurotiales, Aspergillaceae. The transcript has 3 exons. Bases 156 to 1145 code for a protein of 329 amino acids. The record is from RefSeq and is a predicted model, not a curated record.
CAACCAACUAACCAACCAACCCACAGUCUCCCAACCGCCAGCUACACUCACCACCAGUAACGCAGGUAAACGGAUUUGAUUCAAAGCUGGCAUUUGAAAGGCGGUAUAACUCGAAAAUCAUCUGCACAGACGUAGCCAGUUAACUCACCUCCGCCAUGUUCGACCUUCCCAUGGCCAAACGCGUUCGACGCGAUGAACUCCUAUCUAGAGACUCAGAAUCCCCGCCCGCAUCUCCGCCGCCCGAGUCCGCCUCCACAGACGUCCAUCAGCGCCUCGGGCAAUUGCUCAAUCUCGAUGCGCUGCUCGCACCUGCGUACCCCGCCCCUGACAUCGCCCAACAACAACAACCGAACGACUUCCAGGCGGAUGACGAGGAACAAGAAUUCGAGUUCCGGCUGUUCAGUGCCCCUGCCCCGACAGCCACCACGAAACCCGCAGCCGAUGCGACGGCAGAGAAUUCGGCCGCAAACGAGCAAAAAACAUCAUCCAUUCCGGCGGCGACCGCGGCGCAGAAGCUACGGAUCAGGGUCCGAUCUCCCACUCCUGGAGCUGGAGGUGCGGAUGAUGGGCGCUUCGUGAAUCCUUUCCGUGGAUACGACCACUAUUUCACCGCGCCGGGGUCCAUGACGGGGGGAAAGGUGGACAUCCAAGAGGAAGAGGCCCUCAGGGCCAAGAGGCAGCAGUUUGAGGAGGUAGCCGUAUCUGGGUUGCAGAUGCUGGGAUUUGCUCAGGUGCCUUGGCCUGGAUGUUACCUCCCUUGGAAAGUGGUCCAUCUGAAGAGUGAGAAGAAGACAAAAGGAUCAAAGGCUGCGGGGAACACCGAUGGAAAACCCACCACUUAUGUGAUUGAUCCGCCCGAACGAGUCCCGGUCUCCAGUACCAAGCCUGGAAAGAAGCGACGCAUUCAGUUGCGCAAACGCCGUACAGCGAGGGAGGCAGCGAAGAAGCGGGAGGAAGAGGAGGAGCAACGCAAGGCAGAGAAACGUAAUCGGAAAAACCGCGAGCAGAAGAUCAAGCGGAGACAGAAGGCUAGAGAACAAAAGGCCGCUGCCGCUGCCGCUGCCGCCGGCGGGUUAGCCGAGGGUCAAACUGCGCAGCUGAAUGCGUUGGACGAUGGUGCUUCUUCCGAUGGAGGAAGUGAUUGAGAUUUGUUGGAAGUAUAUAUCUCCCUCGGUCAAUUCCAGCUUAUGAUACCCAUGUCAAUAUCACACUGUUGCGGACACAAGACUGUCUUUUCAUAUACGCGUCUCAGGUUACUACUGCGCCAGAGGAAGUUGGCAUGCAUUUCAAUUCGGACUCGAUUUCGAAUGAUUUAAAAGGAAUAUGCAAGGAAUUCAAGCUAACGCAAACAAGAUAGGGUAUUUUGAGAGGAUGAGAUUGGCCACAGAGUACAAGGGAAUCGGUAGCAGUCAAUGCCGGGUAUGAGAUGCAAGGUAUUAAGAAAAAGUAGGUUUAAGGAAUGGAAGAUGCAUGGUUCUCACAACGCAUCAGUCGUCGCCAUGAGAACGAUUACUUGGACUCUUCAGC